UGCUGCACGAGGAGAGUUUAGAAGGAACUCCUGGGAGUAACUGAACUGCUCAGUGACAGAUGACAGAUGUGAAGUCUGGAAUAUAUCUCAUCUUGUGAGGAAUCAAAUAGGACAGAGGGAUUCAGAUGGAGGUCCAUCAGCUUCUAUUUAUGUAAAGUGCUUCAGAGUCUGUGUGAGGUGUAGCACACUAUGGAAACACUUAUAGAGGUGUGUUUGAGACAACCAAAGGUAAUGUGUCUGCAAUCUUCCCCAUUGAGGUUACCAUGGACAGAUGGACAAGCUACAUAGACGCUGCCAUUCCAAGCAUCUGCAAUAUUUUUCUCUGUUUUUCCCUUGUAAUGGUUUUCCAAAGGAAUUACUUUGGCCCCGUGUGCUGCAACCCCGAGGUUCACCCUCCCUUGUUCUAUUUGACUUGGCCUGUGAUCUGUGUCACAGACAUCGGUGGGCUCUUUCUCUGGGAAAGUGGUGAGAUCCUGCAAGCCCUCUGCAUGAGGCUUCUUCCUCCAGCGCUGAGCUUCUACAUGCUGUUUGUCUCUUACAACAACCUCAAGCGCUGCAGACCCUUGCUCCACAUCACCUCCUCACGGCUCACCUGGUUCACAUACUACGCAACACAAAACAGCUUGGCAUUGUCAGCUUGGUGGACUCUGACUAAUGCUCUGGUUAAUCUGGGUGUCGUGCUAAAGUACACCAUUGGCCUGCAGGAUCCACUGGUCAGCUCUGUGGUCCUCACCCUACUGUUCCUGGCCAUGCUUCUAUGGUUUAUCCUUCAGACUUUUGUGUUGGUGAAUUACAUCCACUACACUUUCACUGUUUACCCAAUCUUAAUCCUGGGACUGGGAGCCAUGUUUACCAGAGGAUAUCAAGUGCAUGACAUGGCACCCAACACCAUUUACUGUGGAUUCCUAAUGAUGGUAGCAACAAUUAUGAACUGUAUCAUGUUGUUCAGUCUUUGUUGUGACUCCAGACGACCCUCCACAUCUACUCACAAACCCUUCCCCAGGCUCAAGGACUGCCCAUCAGUGUGCCAGUCAGUAGACAAGCUGGGCACGGAGAGGGCCAAAGGGAACAUGGCAUAAGAAGUCAGUGAUUAUGUAUGGUCACUCAUAGGGGACAUGCUUUAGGGUGACCAUGUGGUACUGAUGUCAGGUAGUAUGAUGUUAAUGCCAGGCUUUAACCCUCACUUUAAUACCCUUCAUUUUGAGAAUGUGGAAAUGCAUACAAGUGAAGACACUACUGAAUUUUACUUUUAGGCAGUCCCAUUAUGGCAAGUUAAUGCCAAAUAACUGGCCCUCAGUUAGAACCCUGUGACUGUGUUGGGCAUGAGGGAUCCAUACUGCUGUAGGGCUCCACUCAUCUGUGGUAUGUUUCUAUGAGCACAUGCAGACUCUGUCAGACAACCAGGUACUGUACAUGUCUCUGGGAACUGACAUCAGGGUUGGAAUCAGUUAUUUUUCAUCACAGGAUGUUGGAAAUUUUAGGUUGUAAUCUCAUUAAGAGCAAAACUUGGCACAGGGUUUUAAUUUCUAUGGGAAGAUUGUUUUGGGCAUCAAAAUGAGAUGGUCCUGUUGAUUCAGAAAAUACCUUAAAACCCUGGUGUUCAUAAUGACUCCUUUUACAUUUGAUAUUAUCCUCGAUUGACUGAACAGAUGUCACAGACAGCAAUGAAUGUAAAUGUUUUCAUUUGUGAAUUUGAAUUUGUGAACUUAAAAUUUUGUAAGUUGUAAUGUAAAUGUACAUUUUGUAUUGUUUUUGAAUUUAUAGUAAAUACAUCAAUAAAGUAUUUUUCAAGGUUUA
Clupea harengus (Atlantic herring) is the source of this 1797-nucleotide messenger RNA. RefSeq lists its product as uncharacterized. Lineage: Eukaryota; Metazoa; Chordata; Actinopteri; Clupeiformes; Clupeidae. The record is from RefSeq and is a predicted model, not a curated record.